UGUGAUGGUCAAAUCAGUUAGUCGCACAGCAUUCAAAGAACUAGUGACACUGGACAUGGCAUACGAGUACAUCGACAUUGACGAUUCCAUCUAUAAGGCAACCUGUGAAGAACGUCAACAGCAAAAUUAUGUACUGGUCAAACCAAAGGACUACCGUAAGAUCCCCGUUACGCUUCCCAACUGGGAACCCGAGCCAUGCUGUUUGAAUAAAAGGUAUCGAGAGGUUGAUCAACGAAUAAAAUACAUGGAAGUCAAACCGGACGACGUCUGGGUGGUAACGUACCCGAAGAGUGGCACCACUUGGUGCCAGGAAAUGAUUUGGCUCAUUUGCAACGACCUCGACUACGAGACAGCGGGUUCAAUCAAGUUGUACAACCGGUUCCCCUUCAUGGAGUUAGGAGGUCUACUGGAUUUACCCCCGGGAUUUGAUCCAUUUCAGGAGAUUCUCUCUAUGUCUUCACCGCGGUUCAUCAAAUCCCACCUACCGGUUGCCUUGCUGCCGGAUCAAAUAUGGACGGUAAGGCCCAAGAUGGUCUACGUCAGGAGGAAUCCAAAAUCGGUCGCUGUGUCGUACUACCAUCAUUCGGUUUCGUUGCACGAGUACAAGGGAACGAUGGAUCAGUUUUUGCGAUCGUUCAUGAAGGAGUUGGAAUACUACUCACCUUAUCAUCGACACGUGAUUGAGUAUCACCAUUUGGACUACCAGGACAAUUUGCUACAUCUGCGCUACGAAGACAUGAAGCAGGAACUCAAAAGUACACUGAGACGUGUAAGCGUCUUCUUCCAUAAAUCCUACUCGGAUGAGCAGUUGGCCAAGUUGGCACAGCAUCUAUCUUUCGAAAGCAUGAAACACAACAAGGCCGUCAACUACAGCGAGUGGCUCGAGUUUGUGUUGAGCCAAACGAAUCGUGCCGAUAAGCUGAGAGAUCAAAAUUAUAUGUUUAUAAGGCGCGGAGAGGCGGACGGGUGGAAGAGGGAGUUGGAUCCGGAGAUGCUGCACGAGCUGGAAGAGUGGACCAAGCGAAUUGUGGUGGAUCCAGAGCAUCUGAAGCUGUUCCAAUGAU
This is a messenger RNA of Ochlerotatus camptorhynchus, 1064 nucleotides long. RefSeq names its product sulfotransferase 1 family member D1-like. The record is from RefSeq and is a predicted model, not a curated record. Bases 5 to 1063 code for a protein of 352 amino acids. Gene Ontology annotation, biological process: sulfation. The transcript is spliced from 3 exons. Lineage: Eukaryota; Metazoa; Arthropoda; Insecta; Diptera; Culicidae. Gene Ontology annotation, molecular function: sulfotransferase activity. Gene Ontology annotation, cellular component: cytoplasm.